CGUAGAAACGAACCGUGUUUAAUUUUAGUACUAGCCAGUCGCUUCAGUGGAAGCAUAAAACAAAGUUGCAAUAUUUCGGAGCUGUGGCAAAUAGCUAUAGUUCGAAACAAUAAAAUAAAGCGAAGUAGAGUGCAGCGGUGGGAAAACAGCGCCAAACGAAAAGUAAAACGCAUUUUGCUACGCAUACAUAAGCAGAAAAAGCGAAUACACACACACACAGACACAAAAGGGCCAAAAUAACUCGGGCGAAUUAAGAAGAAAACAUAGUUUAACUUAAAAGCGAGUUAAUAGCAAUAAAACCAAGUUAUCUUGGUGUUGACGUGUUGAACACACACACACACACAUACUGACGAUAUAUUAACAAAAUGUCUACGACACCAAAAUCAAGCGAAGAUUUGCUGGGUGAAUCUUGGAUUGAACUGAGCACAACAGCUGCGAUGGCUGGCAUCAAGAGCCCCGACAGAAUCACUCCGUUGCCAUUUAACAAUGGCGAGGAGUAUCUGAGACUUCUGCGUGAGGCUCAGCGCGAAUCCAACCAGUCGAGCCGUGUCGUUUCCUUGGCCAGCUCCCGUCGUGAUACGCCCCGUGAUAGCCCCAAAAGUCCACCGAACAGUCCCCAGUCGGAGCUCUGUCCAGAUGAUGAGCUCAGAAACGUCUACAUCAACUACUGGACCAAGGGUGGAGAUAAACAGAAUGCAGACAACGGAGAUUGGUUGAAGAACUGGAAUCGCAACGCCGAGGAGCAACCACCCAAAAGCUGGAAAUUUGAAGCUGUCAGUGGCGAUGCCGGCGAUGAGGACGAGAAAAAGAAGACUAACACAGGCUACUCCAUCCGCUUGAAGCGUCUGGGCUCCAACUCGUUGUUCUCCCGCGAAAUUCUCUACUCGCUGCUGGUGACCAACGUCCUGUCCUUGCUGCUUGGAGCCGGCUUUGGAUUGUGGUUGAGCAAGCGUGGCAUACUCCUUACCCGCGUGGUCAUUGACUGAAAGAUGCCAUAAACAAAAAGAGAAAGAGAAACAGAAACAGAAAAUAUAUAAAAACGUUUUCAAUCUAUCAAUAUGCACAUCAAUCGAAAACAGAACACGAAGCGUUCCAUAUAAGAAGUCGAAGUAUACACAUAUAUACAUCCAACCGUA
Drosophila elegans is the source of this 1136-nucleotide messenger RNA. RefSeq names its product BCL2/adenovirus E1B 19 kDa protein-interacting protein 3 (gene BNIP3). The transcript is spliced from 5 exons. Gene Ontology annotation, cellular component: mitochondrial envelope; nucleus; mitochondrial outer membrane. Lineage: Eukaryota; Metazoa; Arthropoda; Insecta; Diptera; Drosophilidae. The coding region runs from base 366 to 986 and encodes 206 amino acids. Gene Ontology annotation, biological process: positive regulation of apoptotic process; mitochondrial outer membrane permeabilization. The record is from RefSeq and is a predicted model, not a curated record.